GGCGCGGGAGGGAAGGGUCUGGCGCGCGCGCGCGCGCGCUGCGAUGAGGACGGCGACGGCGCACGAUUUGGUCGUCGUCUCGCGAGAGUCGUGAGCUACCGCGGCGAGUGUCAGCGCGUCUACGCGCCCGCGACGGUGUUACGUGCACGCCGAGAGCAACCGCGAUUAAGAGACAGUGGCAGACUCCGCUCCGCUCCGCUUCGUCUGCUCCGACUCUCCGUCUCCGGUCGGACGGACACACGCGCGCGCGCGCGCGCGCGCGGGCGCACACGCGGAAUCGAGGCGAGAGACAACGAACAACGAGUCCUCUCCCGUGUCCGUGUCAUUGACUCAGGGCGAAGUGUCAAAAUCUCUGCUCCCGUGCCCGUUUUUCGCCGCCUCUUCUCCCCCCUACCUUAUCCCCCCCGUUUCGCGAGUAAUAUUAAAUUCGUCCGCGAAUAAUUUUCGCCGGCCCGGCGGCGCGGAUCCCUCUCUUCGUCACUUGGCUGGCGGAAGACGCGAGAGACCGAGGACAACAUAACACGGCGCGGCCCGAGGCCCGACACGGCGAGCAGGAGCGUGUGUAUGUAUGCGCUGUACACAUUUUAAUGUUAAAGGCUGAAUAAUGCUUGAAAGAUACGAGUGAACAUAAUAAUAUUGGCGUGAGGACUCUACCAAAAAAAAACUUAAUAUAACCAUGUAUCCAAGAUACAUUUAAUCAAAUUUUAUUGUCAGUGAUUAUAUAUUUGGCGAGGGUUGGAGAGUAAUGCCGGUUCAUCAGAUUAAUGUUAAUCCGCCUGAUUGGCAACCACCAUUGUCAAUUGGUCCUUCCAAUAAUACGAGUCCCGCUGGUGGAGAAGCUCUGUCAGAAUGGAUACCCCAGAAUUUUACUUAUGGUACAGUAGUUACUAUUAUACCAGAUGAUUGCCACUCGUCCGUAAGCACGUUAUCUUCGACCAACCAUGAUAUUUGCAGGAUCUGCCAUUGCGAGGGUGAAGAAGGCGCCCCAUUGUUAGCGCCUUGCUAUUGCAGCGGCAGUCUGCGCUACGUGCAUCAGGCUUGCCUUCAACAAUGGAUAAAAGCUUCAGACACGCGCGCCUGCGAAUUGUGCAAGUUCACAUUUAUCAUGCAUGCCAAGACAAAACCAUUCUGCGAGUGGGAGAAGCUCGAGAUGUCCGCGCUGGAAGUCCGAAAAUUAUGGUGCGCAGUCGCUUUUCACGCCGUCGCCGCGCUCUGCGUGGCAUGGUCGUUAUACGUACUCGUUGAACGAUCCGUGGAGGAGGCCCGUCGCGGAUUCGUCGACUGGUCCUUCUGGACCAAAUUGAUAGUCGUCGUGAUCGGUUCUACUGGCGGAUUAGUUUUUAUGUAUAUUCAAUGCAAAGCGUAUAUUACAUUAUGCAGAAAGUGGCGAGCAUUUAAUAGGGUGAUAUUUAUUCAAAAUGCUCCCGAGAAAGUGGUGCUUCCUCCCUCACCCACGGACUCUUUAAGAGAAGUUACCCUACCCCUGAAGGACCCAACUGCCUCGAUGGCCGAGCUCAACCGUACCUUGUUACCCCGUACCAUAGAUCCUCCAUGUGCCUCGCAAGUGGCGAAGCCCGACUCUGCCCCGCCACCGCAGAGGCACGAUGCUCAACUGAAACUUUACGUAUUCGACAAAUUGUCUUCGUCCGAGGACAAUCUAUAAUACUUCGGAGACGGAAAUGGUCGUUAAAAAAAAAAAAAAAAAAAAAAAAAUCGCCCGUCCGGAAGGCGACUAGCCAAAUUUCUCGGUUUCGAGGAUGAGGAGCGCGUCCCGGACGGAACCGGAUGAUUUUUAGACUAUACGAUUUCGUAACUCGGAAGCGGAAUUAUCCUUGCCGAAGUCGUCAAAUAUCCGCCCUCGUGCAGCACCUUUUUUUCCGAAACUUAGUACUUCAGUGCUUACAGUGUUGACAAGUGAGAUAGAGACGGAAGUGUGCAGCCUCGAAAAAAUGCUGACGCUUUCUUAUGUACAUAAUUAUUGUAUCUGUGAUGUUAUUAAAUAAACUUUACCAUAUUUAAACGAG
Molecule: messenger RNA, 2024 nt
Organism: Temnothorax curvispinosus
Lineage: Eukaryota; Metazoa; Arthropoda; Insecta; Hymenoptera; Formicidae
Product: E3 ubiquitin-protein ligase MARCH8-like
Exons: 6
Coding region: 746-1663 (305 amino acids)
Biological process (GO): immune response; protein polyubiquitination; antigen processing and presentation of peptide antigen via MHC class II
Cellular component (GO): lysosome; cytoplasm; late endosome membrane
Molecular function (GO): ubiquitin protein ligase activity; zinc ion binding; MHC protein binding
Source: RefSeq, a predicted model, not a curated record